CAGAGCCGGGUUCGCCGUCGGCUCAACUCCAGGAGCAAGCAGCGGGCGCGGACCAGAGCGGCCAGUUCCCCGGGGGCGGGCCGGGCAGUUGCCGAGCUCAGCAGCGGCGGCUCGCGGCCAUGGGCGGCUCAGCCUCCAGCCAGCUGGAUGAGGGCAAGUGCGCUUACAUCCGAGGGAAAACUGAGGCUGCCAUCAAAAACUUCAGUCCCUACUACAGUCGUCAGUACUCUGUGGCUUUCUGUAAUCACGUGCGCAGUGAAGUAGAACAGCAAAGAGAUUUAACGUCACAGUUUUUGAAGACCAAGCCACCAUUGACGCCUGGAACUAUUUUGUAUGAAGCAGAGCUAUCACAAUUUUCUGAAGACAUAAAGAAGUGGAAGGAGAGAUACGUUGUAGUUAAAAAUGAUUAUGCUGUGGAGAGCUAUGAGAAUAAAGAGGCCUAUCAGAGAGGAGCUGCUCCUAAAAGCCGAAUUCUUCCAGCUGGUGGCAAGGUGUUAACCUCAGAAGAUGAAUAUAAUCUGUUGUCUGAUAGGCAUUUCCCAGACCCUCUUGCCUCCGGUGAGAAGGAAAACGCUCAGCCCUUCGUGGUCCUGCCCAAGGAAUUCCCAGUGUACCUGUGGCAACCCUUCCUCAGACACGGCUACUUCUGCUUCCACGAGGCUGCUGACCAGAAGAGGUUUAGUGCCCUCCUGAGUGACUGCAUCAGGCAUCUCAAUCAUGAUUACAUGAAGCAGAUGACAUUUGAAGCCCAAGCCUUUUUAGAAGCUGUGCAAUUCUUCCGACAGGAGAAAGGUCACUAUGGUUCCUGGGAAAUGAUCACUGGGGAUGAAAUCCAGAUCCUGAGUAACCUGGUGAUGGAGGAGCUCCUGCCCACUCUUCAGACAGACCUGCUGCCUAAGAUGAAGGGGAAGAAGAAUGACAGAAAGAGGACGUGGCUUGGUCUCCUCGAGGAGGCCUACACCCUGGUUCAGAAUCAAGUUUCGGAAGGAUUAAGUGCCUUGAAGGAGGAAUGCAGAGCUCUGACAAAGGGCCUGGAAGGAACGAUCCGUUCCGACAUGGAUCAGAUUGUGAACUCAAAGAACUAUUUAAUUGGAAAGAUCAAAGCGAUGGUGGCCCAGCCGGCGGAGAAAAGCUGUGUGGAGAGUGUGCAGCCAUUCCUGGCGUCCAUCCUGGAGGAGCUCAUGGGACCAGUGAGCUCGGGAUUCAGUGAAGUACGUGCACUCUUUGAGAAAGAGGUGGAUGAACUCAGCCAGAACUUCCAGAACACCAAAGACAGUGUCCAGCUGAAGGAGCAUCUAGACCGGCUUAUGAAUCUUCCGCUGCAUUCCGUGAAGAUGGAACCUUGUUAUACUAAAGUCAACCUGCUUCACGAGCGCCUGCAGGAUCUCAAGAGCCGCUUCAGAUUCCCCCACGUGGAUCUGGUGGUUCAGAGGACACAGAACUACAUGCAGGAGCUAAUGGAGAAUGCAGUGUUCACUUUUGAGCAGUUGCUUUCCCCACAUCUCCAAGGAGAGGCCUCCAAAAUUGCAGUUGCUAUUGAGAAGGUUAAGCUCCGAGUCUUAAAGCAAUAUGAUUAUGACAGCAGCACCAUCCGAAAGAAGAUAUUUCAAGAGGCACUAGUUCAAAUCACACUUCCCACCGUGCAGAAGGCACUGGCGUCCACAUGCAAACCAGAGCUUCAGAAAUAUGAGCAGUUCAUCUUUGCAGAUCAUACCAAUAUGAUUCACGUUGAAAAUGUCUAUGAGGAGAUUUUACAUCAGAUCCUGCUUGAUGAAACUCUGAAAGUGAUAAAGGAAGCCGCUAUCCUGAAGAAACACAACUUAUUUGAAGAUAACAUGGCCUUGCCCAGUGAAAGUGUGUCCAGCUUAACAGAUCUAAAGCCCCUCAUAGGGUCAAACCAGGCCAGCCCUGCCAGGAGAGCUUCUGCCAUUCUGCCAGGAGUUCCGGGUAGUGAGACCCUCAGUAACGAAGUAUUCCAGGAGUCGGAGGAAGAGAAGCAGCCUGAGGUCCCUAGCUCAUUGGCCAAAGGAGAAAGCCUUUCUCUCCCUGGGCCAAGCCUACCCCCGGGUGGGACUGAGCAAGUGAUUAUUUCAAGAGUGGAUGACCUCGUGGUGAGUCCUGUGGCGGCAGAGGACACGGCAGGACUCCCGGGCACACGUUCAUCAGAGCUGGAGCUUGGAGGGCCCCUUGAGGGUGAAGAACCCGCCCAGGAAGAGCCAGAACCCAUCACUGCCUCAGGUUCUUUGAAGGAGCUCAGAAAGUUGCUGACAGCGUCUGUGGAAGUAUCAGUGGACUCUGCUCCAGCGAUAGAAGAAGAUACAAACGGGGAGAGUCACAUUCCCCAAGAAAAUGAAGAAGAAGAGGAAAAAGAGCCCAGUCAGGCAGCUGCCACCCAUCUGGACAACUGUGAAGGAAGUGAAGUCAGUGAGAGGGAGGCCCAGCCUCCCUGUCCCGAGGCCCGUGGGGAGGAGUUGGGGGGAUUUCCAGAGGUAGGCAGCCCAGCCUCUCCACAAGCCAGUGGAGGCCUCACCGAGGAGCCCCUGGGGCCCAUGGAGGGGGAGCUCCCAGGAGAGGCCUGCACACUCGCUGCCCAUGAAGGAAGAGGAGGCAAGGGCACCGAGGACGGGGAGGCCUCACAGCAAGAGGGCUGCCCUUUAGGUUCUGACCCCGUCUGCCUCAGUGAGAGCCAGGUUUCUGAGGAACAGGAAGAGAUGGGAGGGCAAAGCAGCGUGGCCCAGGUCACAGCCAGUGUGAAUGCAGAGGAGAUCAAGGUAGCCCAUGUUCAUGAGUGUCAGUGGGUGGUGGAGGAUGCUGCAAACACGGAUGUCCUGCUGUCACACAAAGAUGAUGUGAAGGAAGGAGAAGGUGCUCAGGAGAGUUCCCCAGAGCUGCCCUCAGAGGAGUGAAAGGGACAAUUUGGCUAAAGUCUUUCUCUGAACAAAGCCAAAGGGUUUUAGGGGUACACUUAGGGGUUGCAUGUAAGCUGUUACCAAAAAAUGUUUAAGUAUUUUCUGAAUUUGAAUAAUAAAACCAGAGGAAAUGCACACAGGGCAUGAGCAACUGAGGCAAACCUUUGUGGAAAUGAAUUGUUCUACCAUGAAUUUUUGCUUUAGUAUUUUAAUAAGAAUUACAAAGGCAAUGGCGUACUUGGGGUGAGAGGGAGCUGAGGAUGUCUGAGGAGGGAAUAGUAUUGCAGGGAAGACGGAGAAAACAGUAGAAUGACAGUUUUGAAUAUACUCUUUACUUUUCAGUGAUACAAUCUUCUUAUGCACUUUAAGGCUUUUUAAUUUUGUUUGAGAAUGUAAAUGUAUACUGUAAGUCUAGCUUUACUAUCUACUAUGCCUACUUCACCAUCUCUUAAGGACUCAGCAUUUGUUCACAGUCAGGCUGCAAGAGAGGGUAGAUCAUGAACAGUCACCCCUGCUGGCUGUAGCCCCACAGAGGCAAUCACGCCCAAUAGGUUCAGGAGAAGCUAAGCGGAAAUGGAGGGCGGAAGGUGUGAUCUGUGGGACUGUCUGGGCCUGUUACCCAUCCUGCUAUCGAUUUCUUAUUAAUUAAUCUUGAUGAUUCUUAUUAAUUAAUCACAUUUUCAGGAAAUUCAGAUGAGGCAAGAAAAUUUUAUCGGCCUGGGUAAGCCUGAAAGCAUUCCAAAUUAGGCUUAGACUGUGCAAAGGGCUUAGCUAAGUUAUCGAGCUUAAAGCCCAUCAAUUAAACAAAUAUUAUUUGAACAGUUACUGCAUGCCAUGCACUGUGUUGGACUUAGUAAUAAAAAAAAAAAAAAGAAAAGAUAAGGUGCUCGUUCUAGCAUAAAUUAAAAGGUCCAAGGGGAUUUAAUCUGGAAGAAAACAUAUGCCAAUUUUCAAACUAUGACAGCGUUUUUUUUUUUUCUCUUUCCAUUGAAACAGUCCUAGUUCAUUCCCAGAAAAAAUAUGCCAAUUUUCAAACUAUGACAGCAUUUUUUCUUCUCUUUCCAUUGAAACAGUCCUAGUUCAUUCCCAGAAGGGCACAAAAUGAAUGAAUAAAUAAAGACAAAAGCCAAGAUGUAUGCCCUCAAGUUCCAAAGAUGUUACCAAAAGCUGAAAUCAUUAGUUUGGUCAUUCAGCAAGCUAACUGAGUCUCUGUUAUAUACCAAGCACUGGAGAUACCAUGUUGAAAAAUAACUUUGUUCCUUCCUCUUAGAACUUACAUUUUAAUGGAAAUAGACAAAACACAUCUUCUUAUCGGAUGGUGACCUAUAACCAUUAAUGUUGAAAGUGGAAGAGACUUACUUCCAAAACAUUAAAAGGAGUUGUCUUUUCUCCUUCAGAAAAAUACCAGAUCAUUUCUUAAAAUCUCCAGUCCCAGGUAUUACAUCUUGGUUUCCCUCCCCCACUUUUUUUUUUAUUUUAUUUUAUUUUAUUUUAUUUUAUUUUAUUUGAGAUGGAGUGUUACUCUGUCGCUGAGGCUGCAGUGCGGUGGUGUGAUCUCGGCUCACUGCAACCUCUGCCUUCUGGAUUCAGGAGAUUCUCCUCUCUCAGCCUCCCAAAUAGCUGGAAUUACAGCCGUGUGGCACCACUCCCGGCUAAUUUUUGUAUUUUUGGUAGAGAUGGGUUUUCACCAUGUUGGCCAGGCUGGUCUCAAACUCCUGACUCCAAGUGAUCCACGCAUCUCGACCUUCCAAAGUGCUGAGAUUACAGGUGUGAGCUACCUGGCCCCUCCCCAAAUUUUAAUAUCAGAUCUCAACAUAUUUGUUGAGAACUUGUUUAGAUCAUCACUAUUAAGUAAAUUUAUAUCAGUUCUUUAGAGCAUUUGCUUCACACACAGUUCAACCAUUUAACCAGAAAUUAAAAUAUCACCCUCUUCAGCCCUCCCAUGAAGAAUUUCUAGGUCAUAAACAUGAAUAAUAAUCAGUAUCUGUAUAAUAUCAUAUUUAAUUGUUGCAACUUUUCUUGGAGUGUUUACAUCCUCAUGUCUUUGAGGGAUCCCACCAUAGGUGAAGAAAGUAAAGGCCACUUCUCCCCCAGUCUCUGCUUUCCUCGGUGCUCACUCAUAUCCUGGCAUUUAGCAUGGUGUGUUGAAAUUAGGUUUACUUCCUGUCUCUCCAAGAGGCUCCUCUCUUAAAGGACAGAAACUAGGAUUUAGUCAUCAUCUGUGCUUCCUGCUGGAAACCCACAGCCUUGAAUAAUGGCUUCCUGCCUCCUUGAGUCACUUUAAUAUCCCUGGUGCAGAGGACCUGGCAAGCAUCAGGCUGCUCGGGAAAUGUGGGAACUGGACACCCAGAACACUGCUGUGCUGGGGCUAUUGGGGCCUGCUGUUAGGCAGAGAGACGUUUUGAACUGGGCUUUCUGCCCUUGUUGAGUUUUCUCUUAAGUAAAGUCCAAAGUCCAAGGGGCAGAUGGCCAGAUGCACUGCCCAGUAAGGCAGGAAGCCAAAGAGGCAGUGCCCAGCCCCACAAAGACUGCCCGACUCCCUGAGACGGUAGUGUGGAGUCCCAGCCCAGGCGGACCUCACACCGGAGCUUCCUGGCUUCCUUUCUUUGCUGCAUGCAGGGCUUCUUGCACCCCCUGGAAAGCUAAGAGAUUUUUUUCAACCCUAAAAGAGAGUACAUUUCACUGCAUUGGAUGGAUGAACAUUAAUGCCCUAAAUUAUUCAUCAUGUAGGUUAGGGAGGACUGGGCACUAUUUGGCAGGAUGUACUCCAGAAUAUAAUCAAAGAAUUUUCUGUACAUAUUUCACUAAAGACAAGUUAUUGGGCUGGAUGCGGUAGCUUACACCUAUAAUCCCAGCACUUUGGGAGGCUGAGGUGGGGGCGUCACUUGAGCCCAGGAGUUCUAGACAAGCCUGGGCAACAUAGCAAGAUCUCAUCCUUACAGAAAAUAAUAAUGGUGUGUGCCUGCAGUUCUAGCUACUUGGGUGGUUGAGGCAGGAUUGUUCGAGUGAGGGAAGUUGAGGCUGCAGUGACUAUGAUUGUACCACUGCACUCCAGCUUGGGCAACAAAAUGAGACCCUGUCUCAAAAAAAAAAAAAAAAAAAAAGUUUUCUAGAAUAAGUAGGAUAAUUGUUAAAUUUGAAGAUGGAACAGGAAACUAGAGUGCAUUUAAAAUACUCUGUCUUCAUUUUAACAAGAUGAAUGGAAUAACUUCAUAUCACUAUGAGUUUGUUUUGCUUUUCAUACAGACUUGUAUGUGUCAUUUCAGUGGUUUCCAGAUUGGAGCAAGGUUAUUCUGAUCUAAAUGAACAGCAUGAAAAGCCUCUGUGUGCCACUCUGGGGAUCUCUCCUAUGGGCAAAGCCAUUAGAAAUGCAUAAAACCUCGAGACAUGGUUUUUGGCAAAAACUCCAUGACUUUAAACUAGUUCUUUUACUACUGACCUUUCACAAAGAAAAAAUAUUUUCCUUGAAAAAAAUUGGGUUUGUCAUUUUUUCCCUUGUAGCUUUGAGCAGAGACACAAGUGCCUUGCAUUACACAUAGUAAACUUUUUUUUUUUGCAUUACACAUAGUAAUCUUUUCCAAAAAGAUUUUGCAGACUACCAGGGUAAGAUUCCAACUUGUACAAAAGCUUUCUGGCUUUACAUUUUUUAUUAUAAAAAUUCUCAACUCUGGUUUUGUAGUCUUCUAUAUCGGAGCUAGUGAUUUCAAAAGGUUUCACAAUUCCCCAAGACAAAAGUGAUUUUUGUUCAUUAUAAUAAGGUUAAGUGAUAUGUGAUUCAUAGCAAUUUUGAUGUGGAGAAGGGAAGGGCAUCACUGACUUAAUAAUAAUAGUUUCACUCGGUGCAACAGUUGGCAACAUGUGCCUUCACACUUUACCAUAAAGAGAUGGGUUUGAGGGUUUGCCUUCUAAAGUCUGCAACUUCAAGAAAAAAAAUCGACACCGUGGAUUGACUUUUCUGGUCACUAUAUAAAGCAAAUAAACUUAAAACACUUUGUAACCAUGUAUUUACUCUGCCAAGUGCCUAUAUUCCAAUAAAAUGUUCAUCCUUGAA
Molecule: messenger RNA, 6960 nt
Organism: Macaca mulatta (Rhesus monkey)
Lineage: Eukaryota; Metazoa; Chordata; Mammalia; Primates; Cercopithecidae
Gene: NIBAN1
Product: niban apoptosis regulator 1
Source: RefSeq, a predicted model, not a curated record